AUGAAGAUUUUUUUGAGUUUAACGGUGUUAUCACUGGUCGGGCUAGCGUUCGGCGCUCCCACCUCUAGCGAUGAAGACGAAGUACUCGUUAUCACGAAGGACUUUUUCUCCAAAGAUUCUAUCAUAUACUCAGGUAAACAUAAAAUCGUAAACUUAAUGGUACCUCUGAACGGCCUGAACCAUGAGCAUGAUAACAGUGACUCAUCCGAAUACAAUCCUAAUUCCAACGAAAUAGAUCUUAAUACUUUACUAUUCUUCGUUGAGGCUGAUGUCGAUUCAAAUGGCAAUCGUGUGGACCGAGGUCUCUAUGUAAUGAGAGAUGGAAAGGCAACUAAGAUCUUAGAACAUGGUAGAGAUGCAGCUGCAUCAAGGGACGACAGUAACUUAGCCUUCUUUGGAGCUAAAGAUGGAAUUUACGUUUAUGAUUAUGCAAAUAAUUCCGCUAAUAAAUAUGGUACAAUCGACUACAGUAUAAUAGGUAUCGGCAAAGAGGACACUGGUGAUGUCAUCUACAUUCUGACAGAGAAUCAUGAAAUGUUCAAAGUAUCGAACGGUGGAAUGAGAAAAGAAAAAAUAAACGACGUAGUUGACGCGAGACAAUUCGUCCUAGAUUUAUCAAACAAUAUAUACUUUUACACGGACGAUAAGCAAGCAUACGUUCGAACAAUUAAUGGUGUAAAAAAUGUUGAAGGUCUUCCACGAAAUCCGAGCAGCGUAACUCUUAUCAAACCACCUGUAUUGAUGUAUGAAGAUGCAGUUCCUUUCGUUGUCGAUAACAGGUUAUAUUUUAUCUUCGCUAAUGGUACAAGUAAAUACUUUAAAACUAUAUUCGAACCUAAAGCGAAACCUUCGGCAUACGCUCCAGAUGGAUUCUUGAUACAGUAUUAUGCAUAUAAUAAGAAGAUCUAUGAAUUCAAUCUCAUCGCUAAGUUUUACGACCAGAUGACAAGUUCUCUAGAUAAAUUAAUAUAUGACAAUAUGGAUAAAAUACAAUCAGCUGCAAACAAAUCACAACGGCCGCGUCAGCGUCAACGCGUUUAA
Messenger RNA from Vanessa atalanta (red admiral), 1041 nucleotides. RefSeq lists its product as uncharacterized. The transcript has a single exon. Bases 1 to 1041 code for a protein of 346 amino acids. The record is from RefSeq and is a predicted model, not a curated record. Lineage: Eukaryota; Metazoa; Arthropoda; Insecta; Lepidoptera; Nymphalidae.